Labrus mixtus (cuckoo wrasse) is the source of this 729-nucleotide messenger RNA. RefSeq names its product transmembrane protein 216 (gene tmem216). The transcript has 5 exons. Gene Ontology annotation, biological process: non-motile cilium assembly. NCBI's taxonomy places the organism in Eukaryota, Metazoa, Chordata, Actinopteri, Labriformes, Labridae. The coding region runs from base 137 to 463 and encodes 108 amino acids. Gene Ontology annotation, cellular component: ciliary transition zone. The record is from RefSeq and is a predicted model, not a curated record.
UGAUUAGUUUGGUUCUAAUCUGCAUUGUCUCUUCUUCUCUGCAGGGAGCCAACCAAUCCUGUCGUCCACUCCUCUGCAGGUCCUCUUCUACCUGAACAGUUGGUACUUUGCUGCCUUCUACCUGGCUGAGAUCCUGAUGUUCAUUUAUAAAGGGAUUUUACUCCCUUACCCGUCAGAUAAUCUGGUUCUGGAUGUGGCUCUGCUGCUGCUUUUCCUCGCUCUGGAGACUCUACGGAUCUUUUACGGUUGGAAGGGGAACCUGUGUGAGCGCUCUCUGGCUUCAUGUGCGUCGCUCUUCAUCCUCCUUCCCUGCACUGCGCUGGCUGUGUACUACCUGCUGCUGCAAACGUUCGUCCUGCGGCUGGAGUUCAUCCUCAGUGCCGUGCUGCUCUGUUUCUACGCCCUUGAGUUCCUGCUCGGACUUCUCUCCCUAUCCGCCUUCUCCAGGUCCAAAGUUUACUGAAGAAGAAUCAGCUGAAACACAGACGCAGCAGGAGAACCAGCAGAGGAUUGUUUACACUGUACAUACAACAUUUUCUAUUUUCUUAUUUUAAAAAUGUAAAUGUGUUUGUCUUUAAAUAUUUUGUACUGUUGUCUUUAUAGAAAUGGUUGAUUCAAAGAACCUUCCCACAGAUGUUUGUAUUUUUUAAACACAUUUUAAUAAUAGAUGGACCAAUGUGAAUAAGAACAAGGCUGAAAUAAAACUGAAGUUUUCUUAAUGGAUCAUCA